AUGGAAAAGUCGGGGACCCUGCGGGCGCGCCUGCAGGGGCGCAGCGCGGGCAAACACGCAGCGCACAGGUUUGACGUCUCCACUGUCUAUCCCAACCAGAAGAAGUUCAGCGCCUUCAGGGAGGCCCCGUACUCCAGGGUUUACUCUGUGGAUGUGUCCCACAUAGGACCUGGGACCUAUGGUUGCAAGGAGACCUGCUUCCGCAUCAAGAAGUUGAAGAAGGAGGUGGGCACAGGCUGCGCCAAGGCCCAGGAAGCCACCUGGCUGACGCAACUGCCCCACUUCCAGUACCGGGCCAUCCUGAAAGAGAAGCGGCAGCAGAAGGAAGAGCUGGGGCCUGGCUCCUACAACUCCAAAGACUUCUUAGAAGAGUUGCAGGAGAAACCGGGCAGCACCCGGGGGCUGCUCAGCUCCGGGGAGAUUCGCUUCCGAGGACUCAUUGGGAACUACUAUCCAGGCCCUGGAAAUUAUGGGGAGAAGGGCAACCCAUACACGAAGCUGGAGGAGAGUGCCUGGAACCGGUCUCAUUCCAAGGGCCUCAUGUGCAGGAUGACCAACAAGCCGCCCCCCUUGGCUCAUCAGGGGAACAGUCUGGCACUGGGCACCUACACCUUCAAAAGUGGCAUCGAGGCGUACCUGGCACGAUCCAUGGGCACCCGCGGCCUCUAUGACACUUUCUCGGGUGACCAAAGCAAGCUUCAGCCUUAUGGACAUUACUCUGUGCGGAAAAAACGGCCCAGGGAACUGAUGAAUUUCAAGAGCUUCGUGGAAGAACUUAAGUCAUGUCACAAUAAGAAGCGUGGAGUUUUUUCAAAAGUUCCCCGCAACCCGGAAGCCCCUCCAGAAAGAAUUUAUUGGGCCACACUUAGCCAGUGUCCCCCAAAACUAGCCAUGUCUAGUCCCAGUACGUGGCUUCCUCCAGAGAAGGAAUGCAGACACAUCAACCAACCACCGUUCCUGCUGUCUCCCAAGAGGAUAGGCAUAAAGGCCUCCCCGAUGAUUCUGGGAACCUGGAACCCCGUGGGUGUGGGUCGCUACCUCAACACCCAGCUGAUGGAGACAAAGGACCAUCGGCAGCGAUACCGGUCCCUGUUCAUGGGUGGAUCCAAGCGCUACCUCUCGGACCCAGCCCGGGAGAGGCUCAUGCAGGAAAGAAUCACACCUUUUACUAGGGGGAAGUGCUCUCCAACUCUGGAUUACAAUUCAGAUCCUAUUCCUUAA
Lagenorhynchus albirostris (white-beaked dolphin) is the source of this 1221-nucleotide messenger RNA. It is a transcript of the gene CIMAP2, whose product is annotated as ciliary microtubule associated protein 2. Lineage: Eukaryota; Metazoa; Chordata; Mammalia; Artiodactyla; Delphinidae. The record is from RefSeq and is a predicted model, not a curated record. The transcript is spliced from 10 exons. The coding region runs from base 1 to 1221 and encodes 406 amino acids.